AGGUUUUUAUUUACUUAUAUUGAUGCAUAUUGCACAUCCAAUGAUACAUUCCGAAUGCUCGAUUUUUUCUAUAUUUGACCUAGACUAUAUGUAAAUAAGUAACGUUUUUGAACACGUUAGGACUGACCUCACUCAAUCUCGCCACCUACGCAACAAGCACGUACAAACAACCAUACAAUGCUCUUAUUCCAACAGACUUCCUUACGACUCUUGGAAUUUAUCAUUUUUAUUGGAAGCGGUUAGGAUCAACUAAAUCUGGUUGUAGCGUAGCAUGAAGGCGAUACGAGCUAGAUAAACCCUGUUCAAACAAAUGAAGUUAUUUAAUUUUUUGGCAUUUUAAAUCUAUUCCCAGAUUUUGGAUUAAGAUCGGUCAGUUUCGUAACUGAUAGCACAUUGUUUUAUUUACAAUGGGUACCUAUACCUAUAAAUUAAAUAUUAUUCUUGUUAUAGAUAAAUGAAGAUUCAGUGUCACUUAGUUAAUAGUAUCUAAUCAUUAAAAUGUAAAUGUAAUAGAUACUUUGAAAGGUAUCGUCGUGUUGUAUAGCGAUGAAGUACAAAUGAUUUGUUAUGAUCAAACUGCGCCAUUUGUCAACAACGGGCGUCACGCUAAUAUAUCGAAACUGUUCAACGAACAAUAAUACGAACAAGACGAACCAGCAACGAAACGUAAUCUAACACAUGUUCAUCCGCACACACACGCACGCUGACAGACUCGCCACUGUAACCGUACGAUGACCGCGGCAAGUAUAAACAUGCUAUGAACACGUGCAAAAGAUAUUUAUGUUCGACUCCCUCGCACUUUAUUACUUUACGCAUAGUGCGAAAGAGACGGCUAAUAUCGGGAUGUCUACUGGUUACUGCAACGCGCUUAAGCGACGUCACAUCGCAGGACCGCGUGUUCGGUUGGAACGACCGAACGACGGGUAGACGCCAUUUUGAAGCCAGUGUAGCGUUCGUGCGAACUAGGAACGACGCGCGUCGCGUUGCAAGUUAAUAAAUAAGGUGUAAUUAUGGCUACAGCAACAAUAGAUGAGUGGACUGAAGAAAAGUGUUUACAACUUAUACGAGAGUUCAGGACCAGACCGAUUCUAUGGGACCAAAAAGAUCCGUUCUACUUUAAAAAGAACAUGAAACCUAAAGCAUGGCAAGAGAUAAGUGACAAAAUAAACAUUUCUCCGGAUAAAUGUAAACACAAAAUGAUUAUUUUAAUGUCAUCCUUUAGAAGAGAAAAAGCCAAAAUUAUGCACAGUAUUGCAGAUUGUGCAGAUGCUUCUCAAGCCUACAAAAGUACAUGGUUUGCGUUUAAAGACAUGGCCUUUUUGAUGGAUAAAGACAAUGAAAGAAAACGACAAUUAAAACAAGGCACUGGCAGCACUGGUGGCACUGAUGAAGACGAAGAUGAUGAUUGGAUUGUUUCUAGCUUUCAUAACAAAUUGCUGAGAAAUCACAUGGGCAGACCUAAUCCAAUGAGGAACUCAAUGACGUACAAACAGGAAAUGUAUCAAAAAGUGUUAGACUUAGUUCAGGACGAAGAUCACACGCCCACCCUGCACCCUGCACCAGGCCCUAGUCAAACCGUAGAAGAACGAGACGACGAGAUCAAAUCGUUCCUCACAUUCAUAGGAAAUAAAAUGAAAAGAUACACAGACGACACUAAAAACGCCGUCCAAAGAGCAAUUUGUGAAGUUAUUUUUAAGGCUGAUCAAAAUUACUAUAAUUCAAAUUGUACGCAAAAGUACGCUAUUAUAGACACUGAGUCAGAUCCUUUGCACAAAGAAUUAUAUGAAAUGCAAACCGAAGCAGUGAUAAAAGUACAAAAUGAUUCCGAUGAGGAUGACAUUAGUAAUUAGUUUUAAAAAUUGCCAUAUUCCUAAAGUCUGUAAUAGGUUAAUUAAUGCCUACUGUCCAGGACUCGUCAGUUGAGGAAUGCAUGCAUUCGUAAAUAGGCGGCCUACAAAUGACAAAUUCUUGCACCUUGCUUCGAAACAAUGUAACCUGUCCACAAAGUGACAACCGCCUAUAGUCAAUUGACGAAUGCAAACAUUCGUCAACUGACGCAUCGUGGACAGUAAUCCUUAGUUUUGAUACGUGAUUGAUAUUUGAUAUAAGUACUGUGAAUAAAGUACAUCAUUAUUUUUGGUA
Molecule: messenger RNA, 2142 nt
Organism: Spodoptera frugiperda (fall armyworm)
Lineage: Eukaryota; Metazoa; Arthropoda; Insecta; Lepidoptera; Noctuidae
Exons: 3
Coding region: 1011-1850 (279 amino acids)
Source: RefSeq, a predicted model, not a curated record